GCGCAUCAAAGGGACAUAAUAUAGCCUAUAAUAAUAAAACGUUUAUUGUAAUUUUGCAUUGAAAACAUGUCUGUUACAUUUUCAUCCGCCCGUCCUAGGGGGAAAGGAGAGGUCACUCAACAAACCAUACAAAAGAUGCUAGAUGAAAAUCAUCAUCUGAUACAGUGCAUUAUGGACUAUCAGAGCAAAGGAAAAACAGCAGAAUGUACACAGUAUCAGCAGAUACUACACAGAAAUUUGGUCUACCUAGCAACAAUAGCAGACUCUAAUCAGAAUAUGCAGUCUCUGUUACCAGCGCCUCCCAACCCCAAUAUAAACAUAGGUUCAAGUGGGCUGGGGCAGGGUGCUGGCUCUCAGUCUCUGCACUCUCAGACUAAUAUGAAUGAUAGUAUUGGCUCUGGCCUGCCGCCAACCUCACUAAUGCAGACCCAAAUAAGCAACGGCCCCAGCCAUGCCCCCAUGCAGCAGCAGCCCACUACAUCCAUGAGCCUGCCCGCCAGCAGCCAUGGCGCGGGGCCUGGGUACAGCCAUUCGUUGCCCUCUUCUCAGGGCACUCCACUCCAGGGUCAGGGGGGCUACUCGUCCUCGGCCUCUCGAGCCAACCUCAACAUGCAGUCCAGCCAAGUUUCUAUGAUGCAUCAGCAAGGCUCUGGACCGCAUUACUCAUCUAGCUCUGGUGGGGCUCAGCACUACCAGGGCCAGCAAACGGUUGGGAUGAUGGGACAAGGGAACCAGGGUGGUGGCAUAAUGCCACAAAGGCCCAUGGGAAGUUAUCGUGCCCCACAGCAAGGAUCUGCCCCGCAGUACAUGGGCCAGGACGAGUUCUACAGCGAGCCGUAUGGACACGCUCAAAGCUCCAGCGAGCCUGUUAGCCAGCAGUAUUACUCAGAUGGUCAUGGAGAAUAUUCAUAUCAGCAGUCUUCAUAUGGGGAACAGGGCUAUGAGAGAUCCUUUGACGAGUCCUCACAACACUAUUAUGAAGGCGGUGAGUCCAUUAAAGGAAACUCUCAAUACAGUCAACAGCAGUCACAGUACCAGCAGGGGUCCGGACAGCACCAGCCAUUCAGUCAACAGCAGUACCCUUCACAAGCAGGCUACAGUGCUCAGCCUCAAGGAUACGGCCCGGGGCAAAACUCCUCAUCUCAGUACUCUCAAUAUCAGCAAGGUCAGGGUCAGCAGUACACCUCAUACCGCUCCUCACAACCGGGACCCGCCACUCAGUCACAGAGAUCCUACACCUUUGAACAGGGUCAGUAUGGAAACUAUCAGCAAUAAAGCAGCUAUGGAAAGGUGGAAAUAAAUAAUGAUGCUUGCUUUUGGAUGUCAUUAAUCUACAACCCUAAUUAUACUGAAGAACAGGAAAAUGGAGGCUUCUGUGUCAGUCCCUGACCACAGCCACUGAGUCAAACGCUAUAUAAUACAUUUUAAGAGUGAUAUAUUACAGUAUCUGUUUAUAAACAUCUUGGUGGAAAGGACAAGUAAAAUAUAAUGGCAGAUAAAAAUAUAAUGGCAGAUAGAAGGGUCUGUAGUUUUAAAUUCAAUCCUUCUUUUAUCAAGUAGGAUGGGCCAUUUAUACCUGUGGAUUGUAGCCUCAGUACAGAUACAUUUGCUUUUUUCUGGAAAUAUUUAUUUAUUUUGCACUUUAAGUUUUACUGAUGACUGACUGAAUAAAUAUUAUUCAGAUUGCACAACUCUUUCACAGCAUAUCUUUUCUUUUUUAUUAUUAUUUACUACUGUAAACAAUUUUAAAAUUGAUGGGGACACGGACUUGCAGGUCUUGGCCCUGUUAAAAAAUGGCCAAAUUUGAAAACCUACAAAUUUUAUAUGUUGAAUACAGUACUAUAGAUUUAUUUAUUAGAAUCAUUAUACACUGGCGGUCUGGUGAAAAGUUUGGAAUAAUGUACAGAUUUUGCUCUUAUGGAAAGAAAAUGGCACUUUUAUUCACCAAAGUGGCAUUCAACGUAUCACAAUGUAUAGUCAGGAUGUUAAUAAUGUGAAAAAUUACUAUUACAAUUUGAAAAAAAAUUCAGAACUUAAACUGCUUCAAAGUGUUCUCAUCCAAAAAUCCUCAUUGUGCAGCAAUGACUGCUUUGCAGGUCCAUGACAUUCUAGCUGUCAGUUUGUCCAGAUACUCGGGUGACAUUUCACCCCACGCUUCCUGUAGCACUUGCCAUAGAUGUGUCUUUUCUGGCACUUCUCGCGCACCUUAUAGUCUAGCUGAUCCCACAAAAGCUCAAUAGGGUUCAUAAGAUCCAUAUCACUCUUUUCCAAUUAUCUGUUGUCCAAUGUCUGUGUUUCUUUACUCUAAUCUUUUGUUUUUCUGUUUCAAAAGUGACUUUUUGUUUGCAAUUCUUCCCGUAAGGCCUGCACCCCUUAGACUUCUCUUUACUGUUGUAAAUGAAACUGGUGUUGAUUUCUCAAACUAGAGUCUCUGAUGUACUUAUCCUCUUGUUUAGUUGUACAUCUGGUCCUCCACAUCUCUUUCUGUCCUUGUUAGAGUCAGUUGUCCUUUGUCUUUGAAGACAGUAGUGUACACCUUUGUAUGAAAUCUUCAGUUUUUUUUUUCAAUUUCAAGCAUUGUUCAUUCCUCAAAACAAUAAUUGACUGACGAGAUUCUAGAGAAAGCCGUUUCUUUUUUGCCAUUUAUUUUUAACCUAAUAUUGACCUUAAGACAUUUCCUUCUGAAAAAGCUAAAUCUGUACAUUAUUACUGCCAGUCUACAUGUUUGUUUCUUUUAGUAGAACAAAGUUCUUUAACAGUCUUAAAGUUUGAAGUGUCCUUGUGAUGUGUUUCAUUAUAUUUUAGGGGACUGAGUGUUGUUUUGAAUGUGGAAUUAAAGAAAAUUUCUUGCCUUAUUGUUACUAUGACACUGUUUAAUAUGAACAAAUGUUAAGGUUAUUUCUAAACUCAAACUUAAAACUUAUUUAUGGUGGUAUAAAGAUAGAUUCACCCCUAAGGGGACAGCACACCACAAACAUGUGACAAAUGGACUUUAACGAUCAAUUUUACUGGCUGUCAAACAGCUUUUAUUCCACAUUACACUAAUCUGUGACAAUCGUGGAAUAUGUGUUUAUUAGUCAUCAUUUAUCUGUGAUUUGAUUAUUGGUAGUAUAGUGUAUUCUGCCGUUAGAUCAUCAUGUUAAUAUGAUUGUACUGAUGUGUGAUCAUUUGACCAAUUUGUCUCCAUCUUAAAUGUUUUGCAUUGCUUGUGAUAUAUGAACACAUUUUUGUAAUUGAUAAAUAUGAAAA
This is a messenger RNA of Xyrauchen texanus (razorback sucker), 3249 nucleotides long. RefSeq names its product calcium-responsive transactivator-like. Gene Ontology annotation, molecular function: transcription coactivator activity. The record is from RefSeq and is a predicted model, not a curated record. Bases 67 to 1275 code for a protein of 402 amino acids. Gene Ontology annotation, cellular component: nucleus. The transcript has 11 exons. Lineage: Eukaryota; Metazoa; Chordata; Actinopteri; Cypriniformes; Catostomidae. Gene Ontology annotation, biological process: positive regulation of transcription by RNA polymerase II; positive regulation of dendrite morphogenesis.